Tyto alba (common barn owl) is the source of this 2360-nucleotide messenger RNA. Its product is annotated as V-type proton ATPase subunit S1-like protein. The transcript is spliced from 9 exons. Bases 1077 to 2249 code for a protein of 390 amino acids. Gene Ontology annotation, cellular component: proton-transporting V-type ATPase complex. NCBI's taxonomy places the organism in Eukaryota, Metazoa, Chordata, Aves, Strigiformes, Tytonidae. The record is from RefSeq and is a predicted model, not a curated record.
UUUUUUUCUGGGAAUAGGUGGCUUGGCGAGGGAGGAGAGGAUGGCGGCGGCAGGGGGAAGGCGCGGAGGGCAGCGCGCUGUCCGCCUGCCCGAGGGGAGGCAGCGGAAGGGCGCUGCGGCUUCCCUGAGGAAGCGAGGGACGGCGAGGCAGGAAAUAACGCUGAAGUUCGGGUCGUGAGGCGCGAAGGACGAUGAAGUUAAGGUUGCAAGGCGCGAAGGACACUGAAGUUCGGUUUGCGAGGCGGUAAAUACGCUGAAGUUCAGGUUGUGAGGUGGGAAAUAUGCUAGAGUUCGGGUUGUGAGGCGGGAAGUACGCUGAAGUUCAGGUUGAGAGGCACAAAGGAUGCUGAAGUUCAGGUUGUGACGCGGGAAACAUGGUGCAGUUCAGGUUGUGAGGCAAAAAAUGGGAAGUUCGGGUCGUGGGGCGGGAAAUACAGUGAAGUUCAUGUUGUGAGGCAGGAAGGAUGCUGAAGUUCAGGUUGUGAGGCAGGAAGGAUGCUGAAGUUCGGGUUGCAAGGCGGGAAAUACACUGCAGUUCGGGUUGUGAGGCGAGAAAUAUGGUGAAGUUUGGGUCGUGAAGUGGGAAAUACGCUGCAGUUCGGGUUGCAAGGCGGGAGGGAUGCUGAAGUUCAGGUCAGCAUCGCCAAAUGGCCCUUGUGCGGCCCUUCUCCGUAGCAUCGGGCUUGUUUGCAGAGUCCUUCAUGGUUGAAAGAAGCAGCAGAGGGGACUGCCACACUCAGAAGAGGCACGGAACAGUCUUAAAAGUGAGGAGAGUGUGGUGGCCUUGGCCCAGUUCUGCGCAGAGUGUCCUCAGGUGCAGGUUGGGAGGGCCCUUCCUUCUUCCAUGGUGCUCCUGGAGCUCACCAAGCCCCUCGGCUCCUCUGCAUCCUCAUCAGAUCUAGGCAGCGGGUGCUUGCCAAGCUGCUCACAAACACACAUCUCAUAUCCUGGUACGAUUUCCCUAGAACAUGUAAUCUUUAGUUCACAAGGAAGCUGGAACACGCCAGUGGUAGGUGUCUGCUGUCAGCACAAAUCUGAGCACACGAAGAAUUUCUGCUGUGGGUACGGAUGCAGUGAUGGAGUGGCAAAUCCCGCCCGCGAUUGGCUGGAUCUGCUGCUCGUCACGCUGCCAGGCAGGGCACGGGUGCCCAGCUGCCCGCUGGACCAGAGGAGCAGAUGUGCCUGGUGUGGAGGGACUGGCUCUCUUCCCAAUGGAAAGAAACGCUGCCGUGAGGUUCCUACUGCUUUUUUUGUAUGUGGGAUUCGCGGUGUCUAUGGAGCAAGUGAUUGCAACAGCGGAUGGCAGUUCACGUGCAUUUUCAGAUCAAGAUUCUCUGCAAAGAAACGGUCAACAUUAUAAUGGUGGUGUGAAGCCAAAAUUUAAUGUAAAUCAAGUAGCAAUUACACAGGUUGUCAGCUACAACUUGAGCAGGAAAGGACGGUGGGAAAGAGUAUCCUGGAGGCCGUUUACCCACAGCCACUACAGCCCUCUGAACGUCACGGUUAAUGGCAUCCCCUGCAUUCUCUUCUGGGCCAAGAGGAUCAUGAUUAAAUUUGAAAACCACAUGCCGCUGGAUUUGACAGAGAAGACAUUUGGUGUCCAUGCAACAGUGGAUGUUGGAGAUUCAAACUGCAGUGAAGACAGUGCGAUGCUUUCUCUGAAGUUUGGUGACAUUGGCAAUCUAAAGGGACUUGUUAUUAGAUUUUUAUUAACAGCCAGCUAUUACCAGCUGUCUGUUCAGAACUGGUUCGGUUUACACAGACUGCAACUUCUUUACAACCACUCCAUACAAGCGACGUUUAAUGCAACCAGAAUAUAUGCACCGGCAAGCUACUCCUACCACUGUGAACAUGUGAGCAGCUUGCAGAGAUAUGAUGCACUCCUCAUACCCAGCUCUGCAAAUGAUCUUUCAAAGCUUUGGGAAGUCACUUUUAUUGAUUUCCAGAUUCAAGGUUUUAAGAUUCAAGAAGGACAUUUUGCCUAUGCAAAAGACUGUGCAUCCUUCUUCUCUCCAGCAAUACUUAUGGGAUUGGUUAUGUCGCUGAUUCUGCUGCUGGUUCUUGCCUAUGCUCUUCAUAUGCUGAUCCAUCUGAAAUCUCUUGACAGGCACUAUGAAUGCAAAACUUCUUCUGCCUGUUUUUCACAGAUGCAAGACAGUGACAUGGGGGAUGAGAAAGAGCCACUGAGAAGCAGUGGAAAUGAGUCCUAUGAACUCAGAAACCAACAGUUCUAUAAAAUCUAUAUUUAGUAGUAUACAUCUGUCUCAGUGAAACAAAUGGUGUUUUCUUCUGCUGGCACUGUUGUAUGUAGUUUGUGCAGAUUUUUCACCAACUGAUGAAAGGAAAAGUAGAUAACAGAC